[Candida] anglica is the source of this 450-nucleotide messenger RNA. Lineage: Eukaryota; Fungi; Ascomycota; Pichiomycetes; Serinales; Debaryomycetaceae. The record is from the annotation of a GenBank genome assembly.
AUGUCUAGAAUAUACUCAUUUUCAGAUUUAAAGUUUGUGAAUCCUUCAACAAUUCGUGCCUGGUUCAGAGGCGGAUCACCUACUGGAAAUGGUCGUUUUGCUGUGAUUGAUGUGCGUGAUUCUGACUAUAUUGGAGGUCAUAUCAAAGGUUGUUAUCAUUAUCCUGCGGGAAAUUUCCAUUAUACCCUUCCUGAACUCUACAAAAGAUUAAUUGAUAAUGGUAUAAAUGAUGUGGUAUUCCAUUGUGCACUCUCACAAGUUCGCGGACCUUCGUCAACUCUUAAAUUUUUACGUUCAAUUAAUGAUCUUGAAGCAAAAGAUCAACAAUAUUUUGAUAAUGUAAACGUGUGGGUGUUACGAGGAGGAUUCACUAAAUGGCAAGAAGAGUACGGUAAGGAUCUUGAGGUCACCGAAGGAUAUGACGAAGAGAUAUGGAGUUUUGGUUCGUGA